AAAUCAUGGAGAGAAGCAGAAUGAUAAGGUUAUCAAGUACGUUGCCUAGAUGACUUUGUGACAACUUUCGUUGGCUCAAAUAAUAGAGCAACAGUGAUAGAAAAUUCCUCAUUCUAACGCAAAAAAUAAAGAACACUCCAGUGAUCAAGAUGCAAGUGAACGACAAUAAUGUCUGGUGGUUGCGAGUCGGUUCGGCUUUAUUUUACGGAGUGUCAUCAAUACUGAUAACAUUUGUAAACAAAACUGUAUUAACAUCGUACAAUUUUCCGUCUUUCCAAGUCCUGGGUAUCGGUCAGAUGCUGGCAACGAUAAUUACCCUGUCGAUAGGGAAAAAAUUGCAAUACGUCGAUUAUCCUAACCUCGAUCGGUCGACCAUCAGUAAAAUAUUUCCACUGCCUCUGAUAUACAUUGGAAACAUGAUAUUUGGCCUUGGGGGUACCAAGCAGCUGAGUCUCCCUAUGUUCACAGCGUUGAGAAGAUUUGGCAUCCUCAUGACGAUGAUUGCUGAAUAUUACAUUCUUGGGAUCAAACCCAGAACAGCGGUUCAGUUGUCAGUGUACACGAUGAUUGUCGGGGCACUUCUUGCCGCCUCUAAUGACCUCGCCUUCAAUCUCGAGGGGUACAUAUUCAUUUUUCUGAAUGAUGUAUUCACAGCUGCCAAUGGGGUUUACACCAAGAAGAAGCUAGACUCCAAGGAGCUGGGGAAGUAUGGACUCAUGUAUUAUAACUCGUUGUUCAUGAUCUUGCCGGCUCUCAUUGUUGCCUGGUGGACUGGACACAUUGACUCUGCCCUCAAGUACAAACACUGGACUGAUCUCAUGUUUCUCGUGCAGUUCUUUCUCUCGUGUGUCAUGGGUUUUGUUUUAUUGUAUAGUAUUAUGGUGUGUACACUUCAUAAUUCUGCUCUCACCACCACCAUCAUCGGCUGUUUGAAGAACAUCAGUGUCACCUAUUUGGGGAUGAUUGUGGGGGGUGAUUAUAUUUUCUCGUGGUGGAACUUUGUUGGAUUAAAUCUCAGUGUUCUGGGUAGUCUCAUCUACACGUGGGUCACAUUCAGGAGAAAAGACACUAUUGAGCCCAAGUAUUCACCACUUGGAGGACCGACCAAAGAGGAAGUUGUUUGAUGAUUGCUCUAAGGCUUUCAUAG
Messenger RNA from Fopius arisanus, 1147 nucleotides. RefSeq names its product fringe connection (gene frc). Bases 150 to 1124 code for a protein of 324 amino acids. Lineage: Eukaryota; Metazoa; Arthropoda; Insecta; Hymenoptera; Braconidae. The record is from RefSeq and is a predicted model, not a curated record. Gene Ontology annotation, cellular component: Golgi apparatus. Gene Ontology annotation, molecular function: antiporter activity; UDP-glucuronate transmembrane transporter activity; UDP-N-acetylgalactosamine transmembrane transporter activity. The transcript has a single exon.